This is a messenger RNA of Colletotrichum navitas, 893 nucleotides long. RefSeq lists its product as uncharacterized. The transcript has a single exon. NCBI's taxonomy places the organism in Eukaryota, Fungi, Ascomycota, Sordariomycetes, Glomerellales, Glomerellaceae. Bases 127 to 657 code for a protein of 176 amino acids. The record is from RefSeq and is a predicted model, not a curated record.
AGUUACAGGCUUGACUCGUAGGGCACCGAGGCUAUUACAAUCACGCUGAUUGGAGGGUUUCGCACGCGGCACCGGGGCCUCAGAGAGGGCCGAGGAGGGGAGGAACACGAUGGAAGCCCACUGGAGAUGCAGUUCCGCGACGGCCGGCCCAUCGGUGGAGCCCUCUCGUUGAUACUGAGCGGCGGCACCGGCUGUGAUAUAAUACCCCGGGAGGGUUCCACGCUCGAGAAAAGGGGCUGUAGAUCCCGGGAUGCGUCACAGUGCCGCAGCCACGCCCCGGCGAGUGACAUACUGGCCGAGUCCGCCGCUAUUCAAGCAGCCAUCAUCCCUAUGCCGGUGCGAGAUUCGAUCAUCACCGCCCAAAGCAAACCUCAUCGUUGCGGUGCCGGCUGCCUGCCACACCUGACAGGACGGAACACCGGGCGGAAGCAUUCCCGUCGUCCGCCCCAUUCGCACACCAACCCCCGACUAGACAGACCCUUGCCGACAACAGCCUUUCCAUCAAGACAACGCAGCGCAGUCCUGGCAGGCUGUGGCCUACAAACAAGAUGCACAGUCAUGACAGCCUCGAUGCGCACGACUCGCGCGAUACCCUGCUCAGCAGGUUACUACUACUACUACCACUACUACGCGCACGUUGGCCAGCACCGCAAAUAGGGGCCCAGUAGUUCACCAAGACUGUCCGUUGGCAGUCAAUUUGACGACAUGGACGUAUGCUUGCCGCUUGCCAUCGCACCCCCGCGUCUGGCAGAUCUGGUGGCCACGGGAGCAUAUAGCCGCCAUGCUGCUGGUUUCAGAGAGUAAAAUAAAACAUGCUGUUAACCGUCUUGGCCAUGAGCUCGAAGAGGUAUGAUAUUCGCCUAGGUAGUCUCGAACGACGUAGGUGAUAUUCC